AUGAUAAAGAUGAUAUCAGGUCCAGAUUUACUCAUACUGCCAUUGUUAAUCCAAUUGAUCUGCUUGCAUUCCGUGUCCGCGGUGCGUGAUCGUUUGUUACGCGUAUUGUUCAAUCUGUUCGGUCCAGAGUACAAUUGUUCUAGUAGUAGUUCCGGUAGCCAAACAAUCACCAGUACUACUACUCCGACCUAUCCGCCAACUGUGGACUCGUCCAAUCACACAGCCCUCCUGAUCGAUUGCAAUCAGCACCGGGCAUUGACUUUACACGCGUGUCAUCUGAUCGCCUCGUAUUUGGGUAAGCACGUGACUUUCUUUUCUUCGUGUUUUGUUAUCGUUCGCGGAACCUAUUUUCACUACGGUUCGUGGAGAGUCACAUCAAAGCUGUGUGCAAGGUGGAAAUUAAACCCCCCUGGUUUCUAG
Echinostoma caproni is the source of this 420-nucleotide messenger RNA. NCBI's taxonomy places the organism in Eukaryota, Metazoa, Platyhelminthes, Trematoda, Plagiorchiida, Echinostomatidae. The record is from the annotation of a GenBank genome assembly.